Messenger RNA from Eutrema salsugineum, 2190 nucleotides. Its product is annotated as meiosis-specific protein ASY2-like. The transcript has 4 exons. The record is from RefSeq and is a predicted model, not a curated record. Lineage: Eukaryota; Viridiplantae; Streptophyta; Magnoliopsida; Brassicales; Brassicaceae. Bases 1 to 2190 code for a protein of 729 amino acids.
AUGUCUUCCGACUCCUCUUCCAAUUCCGAGGCCGCGAUACUUCCCGAACACCGCAGGGAGGAAACUUCUACCGAGAUCUCGAGCUCGGGAUCUACGGAGCAUUCCUCGAAUGCUUCUCUGGUUCGGAAGAACUCCCGGGUCGUCGAGGUCGGCUCUGGUAGCCGAGUUCCCAUUCGGGCUCCGGAACGGAUGGACCAAAAUCUCCGCGAGCCCGAGGGCCAAGUUCCUGGUGAUUUGGUCCUGGGACGGGAGCCUGACGUGAAGACAGAUGAAGACGCUCCACUGCGCGAGGUCGGGGAUGGAGGAGCGCAGGAUCCCAACGAUGAUGACAUGAUGUCGAUCGUGGAUCGGCUGUGUGUCUGUGCUCCGGUGAAGUCUACCCUAUCAAACCCCGAAACAGUCCGGGCUGCUAUGCUGGUUGGUGGAGCCCCUCCUGGAAUCAUAAUCCAAGUCGCCGAACCGGAAGAGCGUCCCUGGGACGCUCCUGAAGAUUUUAUUUGCGUCUACGAGGCUUAUUUCUGUGAGGCCGGGUUAACUUUCCCCUUGCCUCGCCUUCUGUUUGCGUACUGCAACCGGCGUGGCUGCGCGAUAGCCCAACUUCAGCCGGCGUCGAUUGUAAACUUCGUUGGGAUUCUCCAACUCGGGCACGAUAUCCGCACUCGAAUCAAUGUGGCACAGUUCGAGGAGCUCUUCAUCAUGAAAGUCUCGUCGACCAAAAGCUGGUUCGUGUCGGUGAAUUGCAAUCCGAAAUUCGAUUUGGUUACCGGGAACAAGGCCAGCAAGUUUACGGACUGGGACAAGAACUACUUUUUUCUUCGCGUCGACUCAAUUUCUGCUGAGAAUCCGGAGAGCACGUUCCGGACUGGCUGGAGUGUUGACUUUGCGAAGCAGCUUAGUCUCGCCGGUCAGCGCCGUUGGCCACUAGCGUAUCAGGAGAAGACUGACCGCCCGAUAAAGAGGGCUCAAGACAGAGCUAAAAAUAAGAAGGAACCCAGUUCGUCGAGACCGGUCCCGAAGAAGAAGAAAUCGAGGAAAAGCAACAAGAGGAGUCGGAGGAUGGCGUUCGACAGGUCGGAUAUCCCAAUUAUGAACUUUGGGGCUGACGAAGAAGACGACAAUGCCCCAAUCGACAUCGUCGGCCUCGAUGGGAACGAGGCUGGUGACGGCGUCGAAACUGCUGUCGGGAACGGGGUCGAUAACAUCUCGGUUGGCCCAGUUGACCCUCUGAUCCCGGUUGCUGAGCCGGAGGGCGAUGUGGCGGGAACUAGUGUUCCCGAGGCGACUCCUCAAUCUCAAAUAGAGGAGGGGGAAAUUGGUGAGCAGGAUGAGGACGAGCUCACCAUUGCCGACCGCGCCCGUAGGAAGAAGGGCAAGGCUCUGAAGAAAUCGUCUCGGAAGAAGGGUGGUGAGCCCGAGACGGCCGCGAGUGAGGGGACCUUGGUCCUUCACGAAUCUUCUAACGCUUCUCAGGUUCCUCCAGCGGAUCCGGCUGCCGAGACCGAGAACCCGAGGUCAUCCAAGAGGCGUCGGACCUCUGACUCGUCCUCAUUCUCAGUCCGGCUCAAGUACAACAAGGACCGGUCCUUCUUCGACGACUCGUCCGCCUGUGCCGAGCUCUUCAGGCAGAUCGUGCCGGCCUCGUCUCCAAUGUCAGAGACCAAAGAACUCUUCCGGCCCAAGUCUUACGCUCGGGUCGCGAAAUCUGCCUCCAUUCUCGUCUGUGAUACCAACAAGCUCGUUCGCGAGUACGACUCCGAGGUCGAGAGGCUGAGGUGGAUCAACGCUGAGGUUGCUGCCGAGAGGACGUCUCUGGAAACGUCGUACCAGGACGAAAAGGAAAGGUACGAGGCUGCUGUGCUGGCCUUUACCGAAAAGGAGAAGGAGAACGCGGCUUUAAAGGAGCAAGUCGAGGCCCUGAUGAAGCGGACUGUCGAGUUGGAGGGGGAUGUGGACGCCUUGUCCAAGUCGUUCAAGACAAGCGAGCUCGAGAAGCGGAAGUACCGAGACGCCGAGUCCAAGGGCAGGAAGAUGCUGGCCGCCCUUAGGGGCAAGUGCGAGGGGAAGCUUGCCAAGAUGAAGGACUUCAUGGACAAGUCCGACUGCUCUGGUCGGUUUCUGCGACUUCCUCAGGAGGGAGCACAAUAUGAUCGUCCCGCCUCACAUCGUGGAGAUGUACGGGCGGAGGGUUAA